AUGGGCAGCGGAUCUCUACCUGAAGGCCUCAUCUAUAACUCGGCGCCGGAUGGAAAUGCAGCCAAGGAAGUGACCUCUUUUGAAAUGCCUAUGACCAACGAAUCUGAUGGUCGACGCAAUAGGCUUCGUUUCAAUAUUGCGUUAGUCGUUCCCACUGCUAUGGUCGAAUACCCUGGAACUUGCGAAUCAUAUCUCAACAGAGGGCAGACAUACACUCUCAGAGUGAUAGACACAUUGUCAUUUGUAACAUCUUCCCGGUCUCGUCAAUAUCGAACCUUUGUACGCGUUUCCUUUGAAAAUGAGGACCAGCGAUCAAAUUCGGCAUCUUCUUGGCAGUUGUGGAUUGACAGCCGAGGUUCCAGUGAGGCACAUCUUGAAAGCAGGGCACUGUUAGCAGUGGAAUACAUUCACACGGAGAGUGCUGAAGCCAAGACGGAUUACGAGAUUCAGCUCGAGAAGACAUCUGUUGAUGGGUUUUGCGUUAUUAGGUCUGCUAGGCCGACUGCUAGCUUGGUUCACUGCGCUAUCUUGAUGCGAUUCAAUUUCACGUCAACGGAUUUCAGUCACUCGAAGGGCGUGAAAGGCAUCCCUUUACGGCUUUGCGCAAAAACCCAGGCUCUACCUUCGGAUGACCCUGGUAUCACACGUGGGCCGGAGUUAUGCUGCUGCAAAAUCAAAGUCUUUCGAAAUCAUGGUGCUGAGCGGAGAUUGGCCAAUGACAAUACACGCGUGAAAAAGGUCAUUGAAAAGCUGCAGAGAGAAAUAGCUCUAUUACAGGCAAAUUCUGCAAUUGGACUAGACAGGCGAAAGCGGAGGCGCAUGUCUCUUGAUGGUGCAGCUGAGCCAUCAUCACAGAAGGACUGUCUCCUAAUGGAAUUAGCUAGGAAGCAAGAUAUGCUACGGUCAACUCUUUCAAUCAGCGUGUUGAAUCUACGUUGUGAUAAAGAGGAUGAUCCCGACCUCUUUCCGGUGCAACUGCCUGCAAGGAAUACCCCCGCCCCAACCCAGAACAAUGCUUUGGAAGCUGCCGAAGCUUCUUUUCUCACCCCUAUCGUGGAUGUGUAUAAGCCCACCGGUGACUCAAACGAUCAGAGUCUGCCGAAGCAAGAGCUCAUUGCCUGCUUCGUCGUCCGUUUCGCUGACGACACGAGCGAUCUUUACCGGGUUAUCUACUUGACAGAGCGUACAGUACAGGACCUAACGCGCAAAAUCUGCGAAAGGCGCCAUAUCGACCCGUUGCAUGUUGUCCGAAUCUUGCACAUAAAUAAAGAUGACUUAAAGAUUGUGGUCGAUGACGACGUUUUUCGCGAGCUUCCAGAGGGCCAGAGUAUGAUUGUGGAGAUAGACAGCGGCCAGAGUUUAUUUGGCAAUGGGGUCGCGGUUCAUCCUGCGGUUGAGAUCAGAUUAGAAUACUGA
Molecule: messenger RNA, 1416 nt
Organism: Penicillium angulare
Lineage: Eukaryota; Fungi; Ascomycota; Eurotiomycetes; Eurotiales; Aspergillaceae
Exons: 4
Coding region: 1-1416 (471 amino acids)
Biological process (GO): regulation of transcription by RNA polymerase II
Cellular component (GO): nucleus
Molecular function (GO): RNA polymerase II cis-regulatory region sequence-specific DNA binding; DNA-binding transcription activator activity, RNA polymerase II-specific
Source: RefSeq, a predicted model, not a curated record